Messenger RNA from Pieris napi, 584 nucleotides. RefSeq names its product chymotrypsin-2-like. The transcript has 4 exons. Gene Ontology annotation, molecular function: serine-type endopeptidase activity. Bases 1 to 573 code for a protein of 190 amino acids. Gene Ontology annotation, biological process: proteolysis. The record is from RefSeq and is a predicted model, not a curated record. NCBI's taxonomy places the organism in Eukaryota, Metazoa, Arthropoda, Insecta, Lepidoptera, Pieridae.
AUGAGUAAAUCUCCAAAAGAUUUGUCCAUUUUGGCGGGAACCAACUCAAAAACUAAGGGAGGCACUAGAUAUAAAAUUGACAAAUUCUUUAAACAUAAAAAAUACACAUCGAAACCCAAUAAGAAUGAUAUUGCUUUGUUGAGAACUGCUGAGAACAUCAAAUUUACAGACAAAGUUAAACCCAUCGAAGUAGCAACCGAAGACCCCAAACCAGGAGAAAAGUGUAAAUUAUCUGGAUGGGGAUUCACUACCCAAAAUCAGAGAAACAGACCCGACAAAUUGCAAUGGUUGGACGUAAGAGUUAUAUCUGAGAAAGAUUGUAAAACUACGUUUAAUCAUUUACGACGCUUUGAAAAGACUGACCCUAUUACUCCUAACCACAUCUGUAUUCUCAACAAGAAAGGUGAAGGCGGUUGUCAGGGUGAUUCUGGUGGAUCAUUGGUAUGCAACAACAAAUCAAGUGGUGUUGUCUCGUGGAAUAUUCCAUGUGCCAAAGGCCAGCUUGAUGUCUUCACGAGAACCAGUAAAUACACCUCUUGGAUUAAGGACACCAUGGAUUCCAAUAAGCCUUAACUAUAUUUUUG